Molecule: messenger RNA, 2818 nt
Organism: Cervus elaphus (red deer)
Lineage: Eukaryota; Metazoa; Chordata; Mammalia; Artiodactyla; Cervidae
Product: immunoglobulin superfamily member 1-like
Source: RefSeq, a predicted model, not a curated record
UGCCUCCUGCCUCACAGAAGCAGAGCCAUGUGGCCCACACUCCUCAGCCUCCUGAGUCUCGGAUUCUGUGUGAGUCUGAGGAUCUGGGCAGCUGUGGAUCAAUAUGGCAAGCCCUCUUUGUCAGCCUGGCCAAGCCCUGUGGUUCCCUUAGGACAGAAUGUGACUCUUCGGUGUCAUUUCCAUUCUCCACUUAAGAGAUUCAGACUGUUCAAAACAGAUGGGACCAGUUUGUCCAAGCUUCGGGGAAUUCAUUUCAACACCUUCACCCUUGGCCCGGUGACCAGAGAACAUGCCGGGUCCUACACGUGUUCUGAAUUCUCCAGGUUUCUCCCUCUGUUGCCCAGACAGAGUGACCCCCUGCAGAUUGUGGUCACAGGUGUGUUCACAAAACCUGCCAUCUCAGCCCACCCAGGCCCCCUUGUGCAGGAGGGAAGGAAUGUGACCCUUCGCUGUCAAUCACCACUGUUGUUUGACAAGUUUAUCCUGCACCAGGAAAACAGCACAGGGCAUUUCCAGAGACAUAGAGAGACGCUCACGAGUGGGCAUGCCCCAGCUGACUUUUCCAUUGGCCCCAUGACGUCGGGGAGUGCGGGCACCUACCGAUGCUACAGCUCUCUCAGCCGCUCCCCCUAUGAGUGGUCAGCCCCCAGCGACCCCGUGGACAUCGUCAUCACAGGAUUCUGUGUGAGUCUGAGGAUCUGGGCAGCUGUGGGUGAAUAUGACAAGCCCUCUUUGUCAGCCUGGCCAAGCCCCUUGGUUCCCUUAGGACAGAGUGUGACUCUUCGGUGUCACUCCAGUUCUCCAUUUACAGUAUUCAGACUGUUCAAAAGAGAUGGGACCAGUUUGUCCAAGCUCCGGGAACAUCAACUCAACACCUUCACGCUUGGCCCGGUGACCAGAGAACAUGCCGGGUCCUACACGUGUUCUGGAGCGUACACAUCUCGCUCUGUGUGGUCCACACACAGUGACCCCCUGCAGAUUGUGGUCACAGGUGUGUUCACAAAACCUGACAUCUCAGCCCACCCAGGCCCCAUAGUGCGGGCGGGAGAGAAUGUGACCAUCCGCUGUCACUCACCACUGCUGCUGGACAAAUUUAUGCUGCACAAAAAAGGCAGCAAUGGGCAUUUCCAGAGACGUGGAGAGACGUUCACGGGUAGGCGUGCCCCAGCUGACUUCUCCGUUGGCCCCAUGACUUUGGCGAGUGCGGGCACCUACAGAUGCUACGGCUCUCUCAGCCGCUCCCCCUAUGAGUGGUCAGCCCCCAGUGACCCCGUGGACAUCGUCAUCACAGGUCUGUCCAAGAAACCCUCUCUCUCAGCCCAGGGGGGCCCCGUGGUGAGGUCAGGAGAGAACGUGACCUUGCUCUGCAGCUCUGAGAGCACCUUUGACCAGUUCCAUCUGCUCAGGGAGGGGGAGAACCUUGGGCGCCUGCUCGCUGGAGGGCGAGGCCCCCGCGGAGCACUGCAGGCUGAGUUCCCUCUGGGUCCUGGGACCCCAGCCCACAGCGGGGCCUACAGGUGCUACGGCUCCUUCACUCGCUCUCCCUACGCGUGGUCAGACCCCAGCGACCCCCUGCUCCUGUCUGUCACAGGAUUCUGUGUGAGUCUGAGGAUCUGGGCAGCUGUGGGUGAAUAUGAGAAGCCCUCUUUGUCAGCCUGGCCAAGCCCCGUGGUUCCCUUAGGACAGACUGUGACUCUUCGGUGUCACUCCUGUUCUCCAUUUGCAAUAUUCAGACUGUUCAAAAGAGAUGGGACCAGUUUGCCCGAGCUCCAGGGACAUCAUGUCAACACCUUCACCCUUGGCCCGGUGACCAGAGAACAUGCUGGAUCCUACACAUGUUCUGGAUUCUACUGGUCUCUCUCUGUGUGGUCCACACACAGUGACCCCCUGCAGAUUGUGGUCACAGGUGUGUUCACAAAACCUGCCAUCUCAGCCCACCCAGGCCCCCUCGUGCAGGAGGAAAGGAAUGUGACCCUUCGCUGUCACUCACAGCUAUUGUUUGACAAGUAUAUCCUGCACCAGGAAAACAGCACAGGGCAUUUCCAGAGACGUGGAGAGACGCUCCCGGGUGGGCAUGCCGCAGCUGACUUCUUCAUUGGCCCCAUGACCUCGGGGAGUGCGGGCACCUACAGAUGCUACGGCUCUCUCAGCCGCUCCCCCUAUGAGUGGUCAGCCCCCAGUGACCCCGUGGACAUCGUCAUCACAGGUCUGUCCAAGAAACCCUCUCUCACAGCCCAGGGGGGGGCCGUGGUGAGGUCAGGAGAGAACGUGACCUUGCUCUGCAGCUCCAAGAGCGCCUUUAACAGUUCCACCUGCUCAGGGAGGGGGAGAACCUUGGGCGCCUGCUCGCUGGAGGGCGGGGCCCCCGUGGAGCACUCCAGGCAGCGUUCCCUCUGGGUCCUGGGACCCCAGCCCACAGCGGGGCCUACAGGUGCUACGGCUCCUUCACUCGCUCUCCCUACGUGUGGUAAGACCCCAGUGACCCCCUGCUCCUGUGUGUCACAGGAUCCACUACAACUACUUACCCAUCAACCAUGGAUCCACACACCACAGAAGCAGAAGCAGGGAUUCCUCAAGAACACUCCAGCACGUGGUACAUUGUCCUUGGGCUUGCCAUAGCCUUCACCUCUACCAGCUUCAUCCUCGCUGCUCUUCUCUGUCACUGGUGUUCUAGCCAAAAUCAUGUUGCCAUCAUGGAAGGAGAGCCCAGGGAAGACAGAACAGUGAAUGGCGAGGACUCUGCAGCAGAAGAUGUGAUAUAUGCUGACUUGGACCUCGGGACCCUCUCUGAGAGACAGUUCACUCCCACUCCCCUGAG